AUGCCCAGAAAAUAUCAGAGAAUUUCCACCGAGGAAGCCCUUGAGUUAUAUUUUGCACUUCCAAGUGACACUGAUGAUUCCGACAGAGAUCCGGACGAAGGAGCAGAAGAAGAAUUUUGUUUGAUCGAGAAUCAGGAGAGUAGUUUUUGGACGUCUGAUCUGCAGCCAGGCACCAGUACAGAACCAAGUAGUGUGCACAUUGUAGAUCAAGUGGCGAGGACAGUUUGCCUGCUGGCGCUCCUGGCGGCCGGCUGCGGCGGCGCGGCCACGGGCAAGAUGGCCGACCGGGAGGAAGCGGCGCCGCGACACGCCGACAAGCGGCUGGGGCUCGUCAGCUCGCUGGCCUCGGCCUCCGCCGGUCUCAGCAGCAGCAGCAGCGGCAGCAGCUCACACUCCUCCGACCCCGACGACGGCUACGGCCCGCCAGUCGAGCACCACCCGCACGGGAAGGAGUUCGACCUGUGGACCUUCAAGAAGGAGCUGCUGCGGUCCGUGUUCCAGAUCGUGAAGGCCCUGAAGGGCGGCCUGCUCGCGCUGAAAGGCCACAUCGUCAAGACCAAGGGCCAGAUCCUGGAGACCAAGGGCCGCCUGCUCGCGGCCAAGGGCGAGGCCAUCAAGGACUUCGGCAAGAGCGUGGCGGCGAACGCCUUCGAGAGCUCGCACCACCACCACCACCCGUCGUCGUCGGGGUACGGCGCGCCCUCCGGGUACCCGGCCUCGGGGCACGCGUCCUCGGGGUACUCGUCGAGCGGCGCGGGCGGCUCGCACCUGAGCUACUCGGGGCCUCCGCCCCCCGCGGGGGCGCACCACUCCGCCCACGGCGCGUCGGGCUUCGGCGGCUCCUUCUCGUCGCCGGCGCAUCUCUUCCCCGGCGCCGACCUGGCGCGCGUCGCCCACACCGCCGCCGGCAGCCCGCCCUUCAAGCCGCUGCCGGAAGGAGCGUCGGCCGGGCUGCUGAUCCUCAAGCCCGUCAGCCUGCCGGCGCCCAAGACCAGGAAGGACGUCGUGGCGGCGGCGAGCGACAUCAACCUGAGCCUGCUGCCGUACCCGGAGCUGCUUGCCGGCGGCAACCCCUACCAGCUGUAGCACCGCCAGGUGGGUGAGAAGCAGCGGUGCGCUGUCUACGCGAGGUGAAAGUAUUUAUUGCAAGGCCGAGACCAAGCCCCAUUUAGCGAGCUUCGCUGAAGUCAUUGCCACAGUGGAAAGGAAACAAGAGUUUGUCAAGAGAAACGGCGUCUUCAGAUCGGUUUUUCAAGACUUAAGUCUAGAAUUUAGCUCGAUACGUAUGUGAUUCAAAUUACUCAUCUAAGUAACUUGAAGGACUUUGGUAUCAUAGCACAGUUUCUAAAUAAUACACACAGUUAUUGGUACGCUUGGCAUUAGGGUACUCAGUCCUCUGUCGUUUUCAGUGGCAUUUAAAGUAUCCCGAGAAAAAAAAAUCAGUCGAUGCGCAGAGACAAUUGACGAUAUGAGAUGCAAACGAAGACAAAAUAAUGCUCACUCAAAAGACAAGUGGUGGCUGUACGCAGUGUAUAUCGUACGGGCAGGAAUAAAAUCAUUCGAGAAUCUGAAUGGAUUAUAUAAUGAGAUCACAUAAAUUAAUUUAUAUAGGAACACUCAAUUCUAAACUAUUUAUAUUCUUUUUUUAAUUUACCUAAGAACAAACUAAUAAUGAUUAUGCUGUUUUCCUUACAGUAAAUAAACCGUACUCGCUUUAACAUUAAUGGAAAGAAAAUAAAAUGAAUGUGUACAAAUUAAAUGUAUCAAGUGUAACAAAUUUAUGUAAGCACUGGUGAAAACUAAAGACUAUGUAAGCUAUUGUGAAUAUGUAAGUAUAUAGACAUUAGAGCUUCCAAUCAAACCUAUUUGUUGUUAAAUAAAUAUUGUUAACGAAAUAAA
This is a messenger RNA of Bacillus rossius redtenbacheri, 1899 nucleotides long. RefSeq lists its product as uncharacterized. The coding region runs from base 1 to 1086 and encodes 361 amino acids. The record is from RefSeq and is a predicted model, not a curated record. Lineage: Eukaryota; Metazoa; Arthropoda; Insecta; Phasmatodea; Bacillidae. The transcript has 6 exons.